This is a messenger RNA of Megachile rotundata (alfalfa leafcutting bee), 457 nucleotides long. RefSeq names its product putative fatty acyl-CoA reductase CG5065. Gene Ontology annotation, molecular function: alcohol-forming very long-chain fatty acyl-CoA reductase (NADP+) activity. Lineage: Eukaryota; Metazoa; Arthropoda; Insecta; Hymenoptera; Megachilidae. Gene Ontology annotation, cellular component: peroxisome. The record is from RefSeq and is a predicted model, not a curated record. Gene Ontology annotation, biological process: long-chain fatty-acyl-CoA metabolic process.
CGAUGUUGCUCAAGAUUCAAAGGAAAAUCUACUCGAGCGUGAUCCAACUGAGCCACUUUCUCCACAACGAAUGGACUUUCCACAAUUCCAAAAUGCUCGACAUACUGACGACGGAUGUACCACCGGCGGAACGAGAGAUCUUUGGCUACGACUUCCGUUACUUCAACGUGAACGAUUUCUUCGAGAACUGUUUGAUCGGGGCGAAGCGUUACCUCCUGCACGAGGAUAUGACUCGAAUACGAGAGGCCAAACAACAUUACGAGAGAAUGAAGUGGAUCGACAGGAUAUUCAACGUCGUUUUGGUCGUAUCGAUAACGUGGAUCCUCAUGAAACUCGGAGUCACGUCAUAUCUCCUCGAAUCGCUUGGUCGUAUCGCGGACGGAUCGUUCCUCGAGGAGUGAAGGGAGUCCACCGAUCGACUAACUGCGGCAAAUAAAAAAAGGAAAAGUAAAAAGUA